GCUUUAAAUAGUACGAGCGAUACUGCACCCGACCCGCAUAGUCGUAGUUUUUUUUCCUGGUGAGCCACGAAAUGGAGUCGCUGAGAUACAUUUGUUGGGCGUUUUGUCUGGCACAGUUUGCCUUCGUGAGCGGUCAUCCCGAGUUUGGCACUCCCUUCAAGGUCCCGCAGACGUCCGCCGUCAUUCAGGGCGCUAUGGAUGUGUCCCGCCUUUCUGCGUCGAUUGACGAUACGCUCAACAUAAUGAUGAGCGGGUUAAUACCCAACAGUGAAUCCAAACGAUUGCUGGUAGUCAACUUUGCUGACGAGUUUUCGCGAAAGUUGAAAGCCGUCGCGGAAGAGCUGCUAACCGCUACAAGUAGCAAUUCCAACGUGAAUGACACGCUGAAUGCAGUGUUAGAUAAGUAUGCGGAGCUGGUCACGUUUUACAACAGCAAAGGCGAUGCAUUCGUUUCGGAUGUUUCCUCCAAGGUGGGUCUGUACGUGAGCAGUGAGUUCUGGACCGCACUGGACUUUAUUGAAAGCGCUCUUCCCGAUGUAAAAGUUACGACGGACAUGUUGCGACAGGCUCUACUUAGUGUCUCCGCUGUAGGUGACGUUCCAGCAGGUCUGCUGCGACCGCUCGUGAAUGCAUUGAGAAACACGAAGGCACAUCUACCACUGCUGGUGUAUGUGUUCCAGCGUGUUGGAGUGAACUUCCAAAGGGCGGACACGUUCAUAGCUACCUUCAAGCAGGACGAACAGCCUCUGCCCGAUAAGUUCCAGCAGGACACAGCUACGUUCAACGGACGACUGUCAACGCUUGAAGCUGUUGUUGAGACAUCAUUUUUCACGGUUGAACAAUUGUUUAACGCUACCGGCACUCGACUGAGCAACGAGUUAAAGGGUGACGUAGAAGAUCAGAACAACUUCGUGAAGCUAAAAUCAGAUCUACUAUCGUUCACGACCACCCGUUCACUGUUUGUGAAGGAUCUGAAGCUAUCGAUUCAACUUGCAAGCUCAGGCAACAGACAAUCGAUCGCGAAUGGUGUAAGCCAGGUGUACUACUCGGAUAGCUCGCAAAAGGUGGGCUCUCCAGCAUUACAGCUCGCCCAGCAGCUCCUCGAAUCAAGCGCCAAUGCCGAGUUCUGCCAUAGCAAGUACGCUGCCCUAGUGACGGAUCUGCUUCCCUUGGGAAGGAUACGGUUGAACGAAUGUUUCGAUACGGAGCGACCAAGGUUGCAAAAGUUGGAAGAGCUAAUGGAAACGUACGCACUGAUGGUGUCGUACGACGUAGAGGACAUGUGGAAUAACUUGAAACCUUGCACGGCGGAAUAUGCCAAGUGUGACUGUCUCUCAAAGAUCACUUCAUUCUACAACAAGUUAAAGACAGCGCGUAAUACUGAUAAAUUGACCAGAGCUGCGAAUUUCUUCUUAUCGGCCCUGACUGCCAGUUUGAACCGGGUUGGACUAUGCUUUACGCGCGUGAAUUUCUUGACUUUCCUCAACCUAGUACCUAACUACAUAGAGGACGCCAAGCAGUGCGUUGGUGAAAAUUGAAGAGCUCGAGAGGAUGCCUUAAUUGAUUGUGCAGACAAAAAUGGUUUAAUAAAAUUGUUUUAUAAUGCAUGAA
This is a messenger RNA of Anopheles gambiae (African malaria mosquito), 1611 nucleotides long. RefSeq lists its product as uncharacterized. The transcript has 3 exons. Lineage: Eukaryota; Metazoa; Arthropoda; Insecta; Diptera; Culicidae. The coding region runs from base 72 to 1538 and encodes 488 amino acids. The record is from RefSeq and is a predicted model, not a curated record.